UCCCUACAAUGAAGAAUCUGCGGGAGAUCUGCUGACUUGACAAAACUUUACAAGGAAGCUUGUGGGUUCCCACGGGAAGCUGCAUGAAGAUUAAAUGGCCAGAGAAACUUUGUCGGAAUUGCGGUUGACCAUGGAUGAUAAACUGGAGGAGAUCUUUGGGGAUGAUGUGGAGGGAGGAAACUCCAUAGAAGUUUAUGAUGAAAUGGUCACGGCCUUGGCUGGAAGUAUUUAUUCUGAACUUGAGAAACUGGUAGCGGCCUAUGGACAAGAGACAGUAACAGGCCUGAUGCCAUUAAUGGUGUCCGUGUUGGAAAGUUUAGAAUCCACGUCUGCCAGGGCUCGGGAGAGAGAGGACCAACUGGAUCUGCUGCAGGAAGAUAAUCAAAGGCUGCUGAUCCAGUAUGAAAGGGAGCGUGAUGGAAGAAAACGAGCUGAAGAGAGAUGCAUGGAAAUGGAAGAUGGCAUUGAACAGGAAAGGAAGCUUUUCAAAGUAAAUAUGCUAAACCUGGAAGCCCAGACUAAAAACAUGGAGAUGAAAGCACGAAGCUGUGCAGACCAGAUCCUUAGUUUGGAGGAGCAGAAGACCCUGCUGAAUAAGGAACUGACCUCCCUUACCCUAGUCCAUGCCAAGGUACUGAAGAGCUUGAAAGAAUUAAGGUACCAAAGAUCUCUUUCAUCAGAAGCUGUUCGACUUUCUGGUCGGAACACUCCCUUGCAUGGCAUAGAAAAGAAAAUGCUGCUGCUUGAUUUCCAGGAAGCUCCAUCGUCUCUAGAGAGUAUUUCAGACAGUGGAGGCCCAGAAAUCCCUAAUAAUGAAAAGGUUCUGCCUGAAGAGAGUAAACCUACAAGCACAGAGACGGGUUCUCCAACUUGCGCAGACCUUUUGCCUAAUAAAGUGCCAGACCUUUCGCUGAAAGAUGAGCUGCAACCACAAGAUGGAUUCAGAGACAAGGACCCAGGGACCCCUAAGCCUGAAGCACUGUCUGUGGUUGAUGACAUCAUUAAUUCCACCCCGGAGCUGAAGCUAAAUUCUGAACCAUUAGAAGCAAGUGAGCCUUUAGAUCAACCUGCGCCAGAUCAGGAGGAGAUCGAACGUAACAAUGACUCGCUUUUUGAUGAGAUGUGUGGAACGAGUCCAGAGUUUAUUAUAGAUGUGGAUGAUGGUGCUGACUUGCAAGGUGUUGGAAAUCAUGUAGAUGCUCUUAUGGACGAGAAUGCACAGCUCAGAGAUGCACAGAAUGAAGUUGAUAUGGCUAGGAAGAGCCUGAUUGCAAGAGUUGAAGAGCUGACAGCAGAGAGAGAGACCCUUAGACGUGAGGCCGAGAAUACAGCACAGAAUCUAACGCGCUGUGAGUUCAGGCUGAGAGAGACAGACCAGGAACUGCAUAUGACUCGAAUGGAACUGGAUGAAGCCCGAAAGCUGUGCAGUAAAGAUGCAGAGGUUGAUAUUCCAGCUGCCCAAAGAAAGAGAUUCACCAGAGCAGAAAUGGCACGUGUGCUGAUGGAAAGGAACCAGUAUAAGGAGAAGCUGAUGGAACUGCAGGAAGCAGUACGCAGGACAGAAAUGCUCAGGGCUUCCAAAGAAGUUCAGGCCGUACAGAUGAAAAAAUCCUCUUUCUGGAAGGUAUUUGACAGAUUAUUUAGCUCCACUAGCCCACCGGGGAAAGCAGUAACGCCGCCACCAACUCCACCCUCCUCUCUGCACAGAGUGCGCUCUGCAUCCGCUGUGCACUCUGCUGGUCAGAUAAGCAGUCCUGUACGGAACCAGUCUGUCAAUUUUCGCAUACACAACACCUCACAUACAGAUGAUGAUGAUGCUGUACCACUGCGAAGCAAGAAGCAUGAACAUUACCGCCAGAUUCGCUCGCACAUCUGGAAGGAGUAUGGCAGAGCGCAAAUUCAUGGCUGGAGUGUUCCACCAAUUAUAGCAAACAAGGGGGAUGCUGAAGCAAAUAAUGAGAUCAAUGGCGUUCCAGUUUUAGUACAGCUGAGACUUUUGGAUCAAAAGGACCCAAGUACAAAACUCUGGUGUGCCGUAGGAGCACCUGCAAUCAACCCAGCAAGCAAAGAAAACAAAAAUGCUGCAUACCCCAGCUUAGUGUGGAUAUGCUCGGGUACACAUUCUGUUAGUGAAAUCAUGGUGAUCGAUGCUAACUCCUCAAACCAUGUCAUGGAUCAGUUUGUGAUUCCCAACACCCACGUCCUUUGUGUAACCAGCGUGCCAGCCUACAGGUUAGAAUGUUUAAAGGAGAAGGAAGCUUGUGAAGAGGAGGGGGGUCAUGACAGCGGCAUAGGUGCCACCAUGUGGCUAGGGACACAGGAAGGGAGUUUAUUUAUUCAUUCUGCUGUAUCUGCUUGGAGGAACUGCCUACAGAAAGUUCAGCUUAAAGAUGCCAUACACAGUAUUGUACCUACCAGUGACCGCGUAGUUGCAACUUUGGGUGAUGGCACACUUGCAAUAUUUAGUAGAAAUGCUGCUAGGAAUUGGGAUUUGGACAAUCCGAAAGUUGUAGACUUGGGUAGACCCCAGCUGUCCAUUCGUUGUUCUGUGUCUGUACGGGGAGAGGUGUGGUGCGGCUACAGGAAUCGGAUAUAUGUAGUAGAUCCGCGCACCGCCAAAAUUAAGCAAUGGUUUGAGGCAACGCCUCGCUCUGAAAGUCAAGUUCGACAUAUUGCAGCUGCAGGGGAUGGCGUGUGGGUGUCUGUCCGACUGGAUUCCAUUUUGCGUCUGUUCCACGCCCAAACAGGUCAACCCUUACAGGAGCUUGAACUGGAGCCAUUUAUACAAAGGAUGCUGGGUCCCGGCAGCUUUGGCAUGUCUAUGGCACAAGUCUCUGCACUGUCAGUGUUUUCUGGUCGGCUUUGGGUCGGGACUGCAUUUGGAGUAGUGGUCAGCAUUCCAUUCUGUAAAGAGGAAAUAAAUGAUAAAGAGCAAAGUUCCCACAACCAGAGGGCACCGUACUGUUCGGCGGAGUAUGCGCAAGUCUCUUUUCAUGGUCAUCGAGAUGCUGUCAGGUUCUUUGCAAGUGUUCCAGGUUGCAUCAACUCUUCAUUACCAGUAGGUGGCAGUGAAAGUGCAGGAAAUUCCACUAUGUUAGUGAUGAGUGGUGGAGAAGGAUACAUCAACUUCAAGAUUGGCGAUGAAACUGGAGACACAGAUGAGGCUUACGGCGAUCUCCUAACAACAAACCCUAGGUGCAGACGAUCGGAAAGAAGCCAUCUUAUUGUGUGGCAGACUUGAGGAUUGCAGAUGGAUUCAUCAUUUUGACUAAAAUUAUGACAGGAACUUGUUUUCUCCUGAGAAACUGGUUGUGGAUGUAUUUAAUUUGUUGCCCACAGACGAAGUGUAAUGUGGUUUGAAGACUCUGGGAUCUUCUCUGCUUACUUUGGUUACAAAGUAUUUUGCCUUAUUAUACAUUGCUGACAUUCUGGGUUGUGUGCAAUGCGAGUCUCUGAGAUUCAGUGACAUUUUGCUGUGGAUAUUAUUUAUCUGUCCCCGUCUCAUCGGAGGCUUCUUCAUCUCAUGGACACUAACAAUGCUGCAUUUAGUCAUUGUUUUCACUUUUUUGGUUGUUUUGC
Molecule: messenger RNA, 3579 nt
Organism: Nanorana parkeri
Lineage: Eukaryota; Metazoa; Chordata; Amphibia; Anura; Dicroglossidae
Product: C-Jun-amino-terminal kinase-interacting protein 4-like
Exons: 30
Coding region: 95-3241 (1048 amino acids)
Biological process (GO): vesicle-mediated transport
Cellular component (GO): cytoplasm
Molecular function (GO): JUN kinase binding; kinesin binding; MAP kinase scaffold activity
Source: RefSeq, a predicted model, not a curated record